AUGGUCGACCCGCUCGACCGUCUCGACGCCUCCUUGCAGGAUUUCGAGCCCCCUCCAAGUCCCACGAGCAUGCGCCACUCGUCGGCCCUCCCCAGCGAGCCCCCAAUGGAGGAUCUCGACGACUCGGAUACAGGUUCCGUCGGUGGGUACUCGCCGCCGGCGUGGCGGAACCUCGGCAACGGAGACCGGAGCCGCGGCUUCUGGAAUCCUCAGCAGCAUCACUAUAGGCCCCUUUCGCCAGAGACCGACGACGGCCCCAGCGAAGAUGACGUGGUCCUCGAGCAGGCCAUCCGCACUCGGCUGCCACAGGGGAGCUUGAGCCCGGACAAGGGCCGGAGCCCCAGUCCUGACAGAGUUGGGGACACAACCCUCAGGGCCGACCGCAAGACCUCGGCUGCCGAGAUGUCCAGGCCCGCCGCGCGCGCAGCGUCGCCACCGGACAAUUACAUCCGCUUCGCCGUCCGCGCCGAAAUCCUCCAGCGCACGCGACCCAUCGAGGCCGCCAUCAUGUUCCUCCAGAAGCACUACCGCGCUCUCACCUCGAGCUGGACCACGGUCCUCACCAGCUUCCUCGUCGCCAUCAUCUCCAUUUCCACCGCAAAGAUGCUCGCCAAGCCCGCGCAGCCCCGACCCGUCGGUGACUUGGUCAAGGUCGCCGGCCUCGCGCGCUCCUUUGAGCCGCUCAUUUACUUUUCCGAACCCGCCGUUGCGCAUGUCCGCGACCUGCAGUCGACCAGCAUCGCCAUCUGGGACCUCGGCGAGUCAGUCAGAAUCAGCGGCAUGGCCGACGCCAACACCAUUGUGCAGAGCCUCGAUGCCAUCAGCGAGACGAUGAAGAAGCUGGUCCUGGACCUGACCAGGUUCCACACCCACGUCGACGGUGACAUUGAUGCUAUCCUCAAUGUCAUGGACUGGGCCAAGAUGCAUCUCUACCGUCUCAACACCCGCCCGCCCCCCUCCCACCUCUCCCACGCCUACGACAACAUGCACAACCUCCUCUCCGACGCCCAGAUCCUUGAAGACGCCUCUGGCGAGCCCACGCGCCUCGGCCGCCUCACCACGGCCGUCUUCGGCAUGAGCAACCCGCAGCGCGAGCAGCGCAUGGUGCAGCGCCUCUUCACCGCCUUUAUAUCCACCCUCGAGGAGGCCAUUCAGGACGAGCUCGAGCACAGCGUCAGCCUGUUUGCGCUCUUCGACGACAUCGACGACCACUUCCUCAAGCUGGCGAGGCAUGUCGCGCAUGAGUCGUCGACGCAGGAGGAGUUCCACGUGGAGCUGCUGUCGGGCCUCUGGGCGCGCAUCCUGGGCCCGCGCGCGGCCGAGCUGCGCAAGUUUGAGCGCAACAAGGCGCUGCUGCACGACGUCCGGCACAAGACGGUGCGCAACAAGGGCAACCUCGUCAGCCACCACGGCAAGCUCCUCACCCUCAGAUCGUCGCUCGAGUCCCUCCGCGGCAAGCUCGCUUCCCACCUGGUGCGCGGCCUCAACUCGAGCACCCUCACCCUCGAGGACCAGAUCCGCGGCAUCGCCGGCGUGCGCGACUACCUCUCCGACAUUCGCCGCCAGCAAAAGAGCAAGGUCAUGGAAACGCUCUACUCCAUCGACCGCACGAAAAAGUACGAUAUUGCCCCGGAAAUCGGCCACAUUGGUGCCAACGCCAUCGAUGACGGCGGCCUAUAA
Hirsutella rhossiliensis is the source of this 1680-nucleotide messenger RNA. RefSeq lists its product as uncharacterized. The transcript is spliced from 3 exons. Bases 1 to 1680 code for a protein of 559 amino acids. Lineage: Eukaryota; Fungi; Ascomycota; Sordariomycetes; Hypocreales; Ophiocordycipitaceae. The record is from RefSeq and is a predicted model, not a curated record.